GCAGGCGCUGCGGUCAGCUGAGCGGCGCCCGGCGGGUCGCGAGGGCGCGCGUCACCGUCCGGCUGCCCGGUCGCCGUCCCCCGGCCGGUCCUUGGCGGGCGUCGGCCUCCAGAGCUCUGGUACUGGGACAAGAUGCCAACGAAGCAGUGACCUGAGAGGAGCGAAUCCCGGAGUAAAGAUGGCAUCUUCACAUCAACCUUGCUAUGUGCCACUUCUGACCUUAGGACCCGUUGCCAUGUCCCAUCAACCUCUGAGCUGCCUGACUGAGAAGGGGGACAGCCCCUGUGAGACCCCAGGAAAUGGACCCCCCAGUAUGGUUCACCCCAGCCUGGACACGUUCACUCCUGAGGAGCUGGUGCAGCAAAUGAAGGAGCUCCUGCUUGAGAACCACCAGCUGAAAGAAGCCAUAAAGCUAAAUAAUCAGGUCAUGAAAGGACGAUUUGAGGAGCUUUCAGCCUGGACAGAGAAGCAGAAGGAAGAACGCCAGUUGUUUGAGACACAGAGCAAAGAAGCUAAGGAGCACCUGAUGGCCUUGAGUCAAGAAAAUGAGAAACUGAAGGAAGAGCUUGGAAAACUAAGAGAAAAAUCAGAAAGGCGGUUUGAAGGUUCCAUAGGUGACUUCGGGCUUCCCAGGGCAGACCUGGAGCAGGAAGUAGAGCAGUUGAAGAUCCAGGUGAUGCGCCUUCAAGCUGAAAAGGCAGACCUGCUGGGCAUCGUCUCGGAACUACAGCUCAAGCUCAAUGCCAGUGGCUCCUCGGAAGACUCCUUUGUUGAGAUCAGGAUGGCUGAAGAAGAAGCUGAAGGGACAGUGAAGGAAAUAAAGAACAGUCCUGUACCUACAAGACCAGACUACGUCAACAUGACCAGAUCUAUAGAAGAUGCCAGGACAUGUGUGGAGUUUGAGGAAUUAACUGUGAGACAACUCCUGCUCUGCCUAAGGGAAGGAAACCAAAAGGUGGAGAGACUUGAAUUCGCCCUCAGAGAAGCCAAAGAAAGAAUUUCAGAGUUUGAAAAGAAAGCAAAUAACUGUUCUGAGAUCGAGACCCAGACAGAGGGGAGCAGAGAGGAAGAGGGUGAAGAGGACAAAGACCCAGAAAGUGUGGGUAUAACACUACUACGAAGCUAUCACACCCCCACUGGUGAUGUAGCUGUUGGAAGCGAAGUGGAAAUACUGAACGUUCGAGUGACAUCUCUGUUUAAGGAGCUUCAAGAGGCGCACACGAAACUCAGUGAGGCUGAGCUAAUGAAGAAGAGACUUCAAGAAAAGUGCCAGGCUCUGGAGAGGAAAAACUCGGCCACCCCAUCAGAGCUGACCGAGAAGCAGGAGCUCGUGUAUAACAACAAGAAGUUAGAGCUGCAGGUGGAGAGCAUGCGCGCUGAAAUCAAGAUGGAGCAAGCCAAGACGGAGGAUGAAAAAUCCAAGUUAGCUACUCUGCAGUCAACACACAACAAGCUUCUUCAAGAACAUAAUAGUGCACUGAAAACAAUUGAGGAGCUAACCAAAAAACAGGCAGAAAAGGUGGACAGGAUGCUGCUGCAAGAACUUCAUGAAAAGCUGGAGCUGGCAGAGCGGGCUUUGGCAUCCAAGCAGCUUCAGAUGGACGAGAUGAAGCAGACCAUUGCUAAGCAGGAGGAGGCCCUGGAAACCAUGGCUGUCCUCCGGGCUCAGAUGGAGGUGUACUGCUCCGAUUUUCAUGCUGAGAGAGCAGCCAGAGAGAAGAUUCAUGAAGAAAAGGAGCAGCUGGCCCUGCAGCUGGCCAUUUUGCUGAAAGAGAACAAUGACCUUGAGGAUGGAGGCAGUAGGCAAUCCUUGAUGGAAAUGCAGAGCCGGCAUGGGGCGAGAACCAGUGACUCUGACCAGCAAGCUUACCUGCUUCAAAGAGGAGCCGAGGACAUGAGCUGGAGACAGGAGCAGCCACGGAGUCUUCCGAUUCACUCUUGCCCCAAAUGUGGAGAAGUUCUGCCGGACAUCGACACGCUACAGAUCCAUGUCAUGGAUUGCAUCAUUUGAGUGUUGUUUCAACUCCCCAAAACUGUUGGUAAAUGCCAGAUUUUCUCCUCCAA
Myodes glareolus (Bank vole) is the source of this 2064-nucleotide messenger RNA. The record is from RefSeq and is a predicted model, not a curated record. NCBI's taxonomy places the organism in Eukaryota, Metazoa, Chordata, Mammalia, Rodentia, Cricetidae.